Molecule: messenger RNA, 3888 nt
Organism: Callorhinchus milii (elephant shark)
Lineage: Eukaryota; Metazoa; Chordata; Chondrichthyes; Chimaeriformes; Callorhinchidae
Product: trichoplein, keratin filament binding
Exons: 13
Coding region: 75-1571 (498 amino acids)
Biological process (GO): apoptotic process
Cellular component (GO): keratin filament
Source: RefSeq, a predicted model, not a curated record
AGGCCGGUGAUUCGGGCCUACGGGAAGGAAACCGACGCAUUUUUUACAGGGGGAGGGGUGUGGGGGGGGGAGCGAUGGCUUUACCGACCGUCCCUUUCCGGAAAGACCAGCACCGGACCCUGGAGCGGCUGAUUGUCCGUCAGCGGAACCAGGAGGAGCGGAUCCGGCGGCAGUGGGACCUGCACCACCAGUACUUCAAGAAGCACGACGCCCGCAGCAACAAACAGGCGCAGUGGAGCUCCGCCCAGUCCUACCAGCGCAGCAUGGCAGCUUAUCACCGGGAGCGAUUGCAGGAGGAGAAGGUGCAGAGCCUGAAGCAACGACGUGAGAAGUUGCAGAUGCUUUUGCAAGAGGAACAAAAUCUGCUGGAAGCUGAGCUCCGCGAUCUAAAAGGGGAUACGAGUUCCCGUGCCCAAGAAGCAAAGGAAAGGAGCGAGGAGCUCAAGUCAGCCAGAGAGGAGCGCAGGAAAAAAGUUGCAGAAGAGCUAUUAUAUGAACACUGGAAGAAGAACAAUCUAGAGUUGCGUCAGAUCGAGGCAGACUUGCACAAGGAGCACGUGACGGGCAGGUGGGGCUCACAGAUCACAGAAAAGAAGCAGCAAGAGGAAGCGGAGUUAGAAGAGAAAAGGAGAUUUGAGAACGAGUAUGAAACUGCACGGAGGCAGGCCAUAGAGAGGAUAAGGCAGGAAGAGGAGAGACGAAGACUGGAAGACAAGAAACAAGCAGAAGCUCUGCGGCAGCAAAUGGAGGAACUGCGCUUACAGGAGACCGAGGCCAAGAAACUCCAGGGAGAGCAAAACAAAUUGCUGAAACAGAGGUGGGAGCUGGAGGAGCUGGAAGAACAAAGACGACAGUUAGAGCAGCAGAGAAAGAAAUCUGAGCUGGGCCGGAUAUUGAACAGUCAGUACAAGACACAGAUGAGGAGGCGAGCGCAGCAGAUUCAGGAGGAGCUGGAGAUGGAUCGUCAGAUCCUCGCAGCUCUGAUUGAGAAGGAGGAGGCAGACCAGCAGCUGCAGUCAGCCAGGCGUCAGCAAGCUGUGGCUGACGCUGCCUGGAUGAAGCAGGUCAUUGAGGAGCAGCUACACCUGGAGAGAGAGCGUGAGGCAGAGCUAGAUACCAUCUUCAGGGAAGAGGCUCAAAGGAUGUGGCAGAAAAGAGAAGAGGAGUGGGAGAGAGAAAGGCGAGCCAGAGCACGGCUAAUGCAGGAGGUGCUUGCUGGCCGGCAGGAGCAAAUCCAGGACCGGAUUGAGACAAACCGGCGCGCUCAGGAGGAAUCUGUACAGCGACGAGAGACGCUGAUCCAACAACUGGAGGAGGUCAAACAAAUGACCCAGAGGGAGAAGCAGAAAGAGGAGGAGAUGAAACUCACUCGCAAGCAAGAGCUGACAGCUCAGAUUAAGGAGCAACAUAGGCAGGAACAGGAAGCAAUGUGCCGGCAGAGGGAGGCCAUGGAGGAGGAGAAGCGUGCUGAGCAGCAGCAACGAGACAUGGUACAGUACGAGGCUGAGAUCAUGAGGCAGCGUGGAUAUGAAUCAAAGGCUUCCCAUCGACCAAAGAUAGCUUGGACGUAGUAUAGGAGCUAAGAAAUCCACAACAGCUUUGGGAUGCAAGUAUGUCUUACAAUGGAUCACGUUUCAGGGCUUCAUGUGAACUCAGCAAAAGCAGAUGGAGCCCAGUUACCUGACUUAUAUGUGUGGUACAAUCUGGUAUUUAAAUUUCACAUUUAGAUUUUGAGAACAUCUGGAAAGCUGAGGAGUUCCUGGUGCCAUUCUGGAGAGCUGGUGGUGGUGUAAGUGUAGAAGGGGGUUUGGGUAAAUUUCUGAUAAGAUGUGAAAUGUUCACGUGAUCAUAGGGAUUAACUGCUGGUGCUGUUAUUGCACCUGUUGAAAGGUACACUCAAAACUAGUAAUUCGCUCUGACAGGAAAUGCCUGGAAGAUACACCUGGAUAUGCCUGGAAGAUGGUGGAUAUUUUCACUGGCGUUUCUCCUGCUGUUGGGUUGGCCUCCAGCAGCCAUCAGUAAUGUUGUUCGUCAGGACACCUAAUGUUCUAAUCCCCAAUGGGGACGGGGGGUAUUUUCAUCUUUGCCAGAUAGCCAAGGGUGAGGGAUGGGGAAAUAAAUCAGGAAAGGGAAAAAUCCUUUGCUGUAUUAGUCAAGCAGAACUCCUGAUACAUUGAUCAGAGCCUGACUGAACCAUUUGUUAGAAUUAUCUGUAGAUUGGAUAGUCCUUUUCUCCUGACCAGGGAGAAUGCUAUGUAUUGCAGUUAUGUGAAAGGGAGGGCAGUUUUCUUUUACAGCAUUUAACUCAUUUAUUGAGUAUAAAAUCUUUAACUUUUAAUUAUUUAACCUUUUUUAUGUAUUUGCACUAUUUAAAAUGUAAGUCCUGUCUAAUGUCUCUUUUGUGGCAUCAGCUUAAUUGUGAUUUAUAGGGUCUAAUAAGUCUGGUUGAUAUUUGCAGGGUGGUUUCAUUGUUUUAUAUUCAAUUCUUGUAAUUGUUGCUGAUGAAUGUGGAGUUAACCCUAAGUGAUAUCUGCUCAGAUGUAGUUAGCAUUUUGCUGUGUGCCUCUAUCUUCAGUGAUUCCAUCAAACUGUUUCUCUUUCCUGUCACCUUCAGCCUAUCCUGAUUGAUUUUAGUUACUUGUUGUGAUCAAACUCCUCCUGUGACAACGAUCUACCGAUUGUAUAGCUAACUCUUCCCACAUUUUGUGACACAGUCUGGAUUCUGUUGCUUGUGUCAUAAAGGAACAACAAUCGCUGGUCUGCUUUUCCAUUUGGUAAAUAUGUAAAUCCAUUUAGAUUUUUUAAAAAACCUAGAGAUGGCUGGUUUUGCUUAGAUAUUGAUUAUCACCUGUGGAGAUUAACACUUAGAUUUAUUCCAAUUAUAUUUUCUCAUCGAAAUGUGCUUAUUUUGUUAACCUAAAAAUUUAAAACCCAUUCUUUUAAUUGGAGUCCUGUAGCUCAGUGGUUAGAGCACUCACUUUGCAAGCGAAAGACCUGGGUUAAAUUCCCGGCAGGUCAGGGCGAAACCUUGGGCAAGUUUCCUUACUCCACACACCUAAUAAUAAUCCCUCAUAAAAACAACAAUAAAUUUGUCACUUCAAUCCACGACUGUUUGUGGGACGCUGCUGAGUGCAAUUGGCUGCCGCAUUUUGCCCACAAAUAUACAAUCAAUUCACUUUACAGCAUAUUCUGUGAAGCGCUUUGAGACGUCUCGAAGACAUGAAAAGCGCUAUAUCAAAUGCAAGGAUUAUUAUUAUUAGAACUUAAAUGCUAGCUGAAAAAAGACCAAAGUCUAUCUAGUUCGUCUUCCACCUUCCUGGUGGUCGCACUUGAUUAAUAUUUGCCAAUAUAAAUGUAUAAAAGCCAAAGAUUGUCACUGUGGAUACGCUGUGUAGUCUAUGUUGAAUUAGCUGUUGCUGUUAAAUUUUUUUGUGUCUAAUUUCAAACCUAUACAUAGUCUAUUGCUGAUCCCUUACCAAUCUCAACAGGGUCCUUUGCCUAAUUUCUAAGCAGUCAUUUGAUUGUGUAAUUAUUUAACAAUGUUUGGGACAGCUUCACAUCAGUUCUUUAAGCUUUUAGCAUUUAAAGCACCACCAAUCCAAUUCUGUUAAUUGCCAAUGGAUACUAAGUCUAUCUUCUCACUAAUUAUAUUGAUAGUUCUAAUGUAAUGUUUCUUUUGUAUAUCAUUUAUCUUUGUUACCUUCUGGAGUUUUGACUUUUUAAUUAACUGUGAAAUAAAUAAAUCCUUUUGCUAAUUGUUUAUGUAAAUGCCAUUUAAAUUAAACCACAUUAGCAGAUAAUAAAAGUAUUGCUGAUCUGAUAGUUUUAUUAAAGGUGCAGCAGGUUGUUGCGGGGGGGUGUACUGCAUUGUUGGUGGUGGUGUCCUUU